UUACAGAAAACUGGAAGAUGCAGGUUGUCCUUUGAAAGAUGGAAGCAAUAGGUGGAAGAGUAUUCUUUCUGCCUCAGUGAAAAUAAUAAUUCUGGUAGCUCCAGUUUUGAUCACUUGGGUCUGGAAGAACAGCAUGACAACAUGGGACUCCAGGAAAAACAGCUUCCAUGGCAUAUUGCGUACAGGGCACAACUAGGAUGAGUGCUGCAGAAAGUUCUUCGGAGCAUGGAGAGCAUGAUCAAUCAUCAAGCAGAAAGAACUUGACAAGUUCUCUUGAACAAAAGAUAAGGUGCUUGGAAAAACAGAGAAAAGAGCUCCUGGAAGUUAACCAGCAAUGGGAUCAGCAAUUUAGAAGUAUGAAAGAGUUAUAUGAACGAAAGGUCGCAGAGCUGAAAAUGAAACUGGACGCCGCAGAAAGGUUCCUCAGCUCGCAGGAGAAGGAGCGGCUUCAAAGUCAGAGAGAGAGCGACCGGCUGCACGACCAGACCCGCCAGAGGCUGCGGCUCGAGGAGAAGGAAAAGGAGAGCCUAAGUGAAGAAUUACAUGAAUUGAAGAAAGAAAAUAAGCUUUUGAAGGAAAAAAACACUCUUGCGAGCAAGAAGAAGGAACAGUAUGAAUGUGAAAUAAAGCGCCUCAAUAAGGCUCUUCAAGAUGCCUUGAAAAUCGAGUGUUCUUCAUUUCCGGAGGAUUGUUUGGGAAAAUCUGAACUGGAGUGCAGACAUAAGGAGAUGAGAACAGAAAUGGAAGUUCUCAAACAGCAGGUGCAAAUAUAUGAAGAAGAUUUCAAAAAGGAACGAUCAGACCGUGAAAGACUUAAUCAAGAGAAAGAGACCCUACAGCAAAUUAUUCAAACUUCUCAAUCCGAGUUGAAUAGGCUGAAUUCUCAGAUAAAAGCUUGUCAGAUGGAGAAAGAAAAACUCGAAAAGCAGUUAAAACAGAUGUAUUUCCCAAUCUGUAACUGUGGCUUCAAUUUCCAUCUGCGGGAUCCAUGCACACUGGCAGACCCUGGGACUGAACAAGAUCUACAUAAGCACCCACCAGACUAUCAGUGGUAUGCUCCUGACCAGUUUCCGCCAGAUGUGCAGCACAAGGCAAAUGGCUUCUCAGAAAAGAAAGUCAAUCAGUAGAAGCACACACACGUGCAGAGCGUACGGGCGGAGGGAGAGCUUGGCCGAGGGCCCUCAUUUCUCUUUUUCCCGUGGCUUGCGUCUGCACAACUGCGUACCAUCUGCUCCAUUAUUUGUGCCCGGCAGUGUCUCCCUGUGGCAUGGAUAGAGGAAAAGACUUGUGACGGCUAAGAUCGUGAUCAAGUCUGAGAAGCCAAUGUGACACAACCAAACACAACUUCCAGUUUCCUCGGCAUGAGAUUGAGCAGACAGAUUAUGCGCCCUUCUUUGAAACUCUCUUCAGCAUAUCGCUGUCAGAUUUUACAGAGGUGAUUUCCCAAUUUCAGCGACUCCACUUUUGGUGCAGUGGUGUUAUAUGUUGAUUGAAAUAUGUAUUCCCUGGGGGAAAAGCAUCUGCAGGGGUAAAUUUGUAACAUUGCUCCCCUUAGUUGUAUAGGGGCUUGGUUCUUUAGCCUGUUUGAUUAGAUACUGUGUUCAUCCUUGUUGGCCUCAGUGAACUUGUCAAUAGGACUGAAGAGGUGUAUAUACUUCCUGAAACUCAAUGAAUGGUUCAAUCUGAAUAACAUAUAAACUUGAAACUGUUCUUUAAACGGAUCAUUCCUUUAAGAUGAUGGGAAAUUGUGAGCCUACUUCAUUUCUAGGUGGACUAGAUUGUGAAAGAAAACCCUACUGUGAUGAUGACGGUAAUGGCUGUGUUCAUAUACACGUCCAGUAGUAGUUCGGAGAUACGUGGAUUUGUAGUUAAAUCUGUUUUUUCUUCCUGUGGAUUUGAGUAAUUAUUGAUGAAAAAUAUGUCUGACUUCUCGAACCUAUUAAAAUGGAAAAUGAAUGUA
This is a messenger RNA of Leopardus geoffroyi (Geoffroy's cat), 1960 nucleotides long. RefSeq names its product TNFAIP3 interacting protein 3 (gene TNIP3). The record is from RefSeq and is a predicted model, not a curated record. The transcript has 12 exons. NCBI's taxonomy places the organism in Eukaryota, Metazoa, Chordata, Mammalia, Carnivora, Felidae. Gene Ontology annotation, biological process: regulation of transcription by RNA polymerase II; cellular response to lipopolysaccharide. The coding region runs from base 168 to 1127 and encodes 319 amino acids.